Messenger RNA from Daucus carota subsp. sativus, 1549 nucleotides. RefSeq lists its product as uncharacterized. NCBI's taxonomy places the organism in Eukaryota, Viridiplantae, Streptophyta, Magnoliopsida, Apiales, Apiaceae. The transcript has a single exon. The record is from RefSeq and is a predicted model, not a curated record. Bases 53 to 1423 code for a protein of 456 amino acids.
AGCUUGAGUCUCUUAAGCUGCAUAAGCCCCUUUCUCAUUCUCAGACACCAAAAUGUACUCUGAAAAGGUUGAGCUUGUAUCAGAAUGUUUUAUCAGACCAUCCCAUCUGCCCGAAAAGGCGAAAAAACCGUAUCAUUUAGGGCCAUUUGACCUUGCCAUGCUCUCAGUUCAUUACAUCCAAAAGGGUCUUUUGUUUAAGAAACCUGCAGUGACAAAUGAUCAAGAAGAUCCAGUUGAGGCCCUUCUGCAGAAGCUUAAAAAAUCUAUUUCUGUUACUCUUUCGCAUUUUUAUCCCCUUGCAGGUCGCCUUGCCACAAAAAAAGAAGAAUCACCGCAGUCUUAUGUGGUGUUUAUAGAUUGUGUUAAUAGCCCUGGUGCUAGAUUUGUCCACGCGAAAUUGGACUUGACAAUUUCUGAUAUUCUGUCACCAAAUUAUGUUCCUUUAGUCGUUCAAUCAUUUUUUGAUCAUGACAGGGCUAUUAAUCAUGAUGGUCACAAGGUGUCAUUGUUAACAAUUCAAGUCACCGAGCUAAAAGAUGGCGUUUUCAUUGGAUGCUCGCUUAACCACUCUGUCGUUGAUGGUACCUCUUACUGGCAUUUUUUCAACACUUUAUCAGAAGUUUUUAUGAAAGAUAUUCCUGAUGAGGGCUCAGAAAUCUCGCGGCCACCUAUUCAUGAACGCUGGUUUCCUGACGGAUAUGGACCUGUUUUUAGCCUCCCCUUCACUCACACUGAUCAAUUCAUUAGCAGGCACGAUGCCCCGGAGCUUAAAGAAAGAGUCUUCCAUUUCUCAGCCGCAGCCUUGGCCAGGCUCAAAGCCAAGGCCAACGCCAAUUGCAUUGACAAAAGCAUCACAAUUUCAAGUCUACAGGCCUUGUCUGCCUUAAUGUGGCGAUGUAUGACUCGUGUCCGGGGCUUACCACAUGAUCAGAUCACGGGUUGUAAACUGGCAAUGAAUAACAGGCCAAGAUUGCAUCCUCCAUUGUCACAGAAUUACUUUGGAAACUGUAUCCAGGCGGUGAGAGCUACGACUACAGCAGGAAACCUGCUGGCAAACGAUUUCGAGUGGGCUGCUCUGCUAGUGCACAAAACUGUAGCUGCACAAGAUGAUAAGGCAUUGAACAAGUUCAUAUCAGAUUGGCUGCAGAAGCCCUCGGUGUAUCAACUCGGGCAAUUCUUUGAUCCGUGCAGCAUUAUGAUGGGGAGUUCACCGCGGUUUGACAUGUAUGGAAAUGAAUUCGGACUGGGAAAAGCUGUGGCGAUUCGGAGUGGAUAUGCUAAUAAGUUUGAUGGAAAAGUUUCAUUGUAUCCGGGGCAUGAAGGCGGAGGAAGCAUGGAUCUUGAAAUUUGCUUGCUUCCGCAUUUGAUGACCGCUUUCGAAUGUGAUGAGGAGUUCUUGGAUGGUCUUAAUCUCUCUGGCUAAUUGUACUGGUUUCGGUUGGUACUUGUUCUAACAAUAAUUCUCGGGUUAAGCGAGAGUCGAAACAUAUGUUGGUAACGAAAUUUGUAAUGUAUUUCUUUGACUUAUUAUGGCAGUUCUGUUUUGAUA